AUGGCCUUUCCAUGGGCAGAUAAGUGGGCAGCCGAUGCGUCUGCAUCUACAGGGCUGCCUCCGGACCUCCUCAAGAUUGCAUUCACUCUGGUCAUGUCUUAUCCGCUGAGUUCUCUCAUGAAACGGCUGCCAGAUGACGCCAAAAACCUCAAGAUCAUCUAUAUCAUCUCCGUGUCCAUCUUCUACAUGGUGGGUGUCUUCUCCCUCUAUGGCGGAGCUGCCACUCUGCUCUUCUCCUCAAUGGGUACCUUCUUCAUCACCCAAUGGAAGAGCCCUUACAUGCCCUGGGUCAAUUUUGGUUUUGUCAUGACCCAUCUCUUCGUCAAUCACCUGCGUUCGCAGUUUUUCCCCGAAACAUACGACCCCAAUGUCAUUGACAUCACCGGAGCACAGAUGGUUCUGUGUAUGAAGCUAUCGUCUUUUGGAUGGAACGUCUACGAUGGAUGGCAGAUUGAGAAGGGUGAGCAGCUCAGCGAGUUCCAGACUAAAAGGGCUGUUCUCAAGCACCCCAGUCUUAUGGACUUCCUAGCUUUUGUGUUCUACUUCCCUUCCAUUCUGACAGGUCCUUCUUACGACUAUAUGGAGUUCCAUAACUGGCUCGAUCUCAGCCUGUUCAAGGAGCUGGAGAAAGAUAAGGACCCCAAGCGAGCUGCUCGACGAAAGCGACACAAGAUCCCCCGAUCUGGAAUCGCUGCUUCCAAGAAACUCGCCGCUGGUAUCUUCUGGAUCGUUCUGUGGACCCAGGUGGACUCUCGAAUCUCCACCGCCUACGCUUACUCAGACGCAUUCACCAAGGAGCACAACAUCUUUGGACGAAUUGUGUACCUCUACAUGCUCGGUUUCAUGUACCGACUCAAGUACUACGGAGCCUGGUCCAUUUCCGAGGGAGCCUGCAUCUUGUCUGGCCUCGGAUUCCAUGGCGUGGACCCCAAAACUGGCAAGUACAAGUGGGACCGUGUCCAGAACGUGGACCCGUGGGGAUUCGAAACUGGUCAAAACACAAAGGCUCUGCUGGAGGCCUGGAACCAGAACACUAACAAGUGGCUACGAAACUAUGUGUACCUCCGAGUGGUGCCCAAAGGCCAAAAGCCUGGAUUCCGAGCCACUAUCUUCACAUUUGUGGUUUCCGCCUUCUGGCAUGGAACUCGACCUGGCUACUAUCUCACCUUUGUGACCGCUGCCAUGUACCAGUCUGUUGGUAAGUUCUUCCGACGAUACCUGCGACCCUUCUUCAUGGAGUCUGAUGGAAAGACUGCCGGUCCCUAUAAGAUCUACUACGACAUUGUGUGUUGGAUCGUUGUCCAAACCGCAUUUGGAUACGCUACCCAGUCCUUUAUGAUUCUAGACUUCUGGCUGUCGCUCAAGUGUUGGAAGAACUCCUGGUUCCUGUACCACAUUGCUCUGGGCGCCAUCUUUGCAAUUUCUAGCCCCUACAAGGCAUGGGCGAUUCCCAAGAUCAAGAAAAAGCAGGCUGGAGCCGUCACUGACAAGAAGGACGCCAAGGAGGAGGUGAAGAAGGACACCAUCAAGACCAAGUAA
Yarrowia lipolytica CLIB122 is the source of this 1539-nucleotide messenger RNA. RefSeq lists its product as uncharacterized. Gene Ontology annotation, molecular function: 1-acylglycerophosphocholine O-acyltransferase activity; 1-acylglycerol-3-phosphate O-acyltransferase activity. Gene Ontology annotation, biological process: lipid modification; glycerophospholipid biosynthetic process. The record is from RefSeq and is a predicted model, not a curated record. Gene Ontology annotation, cellular component: endoplasmic reticulum; membrane. Lineage: Eukaryota; Fungi; Ascomycota; Dipodascomycetes; Dipodascales.